GGGCCAAACACUCAGAAAACGGUCCCCAAACACGAAAAACACCAAAACGAGUUCUCCGUUUUUAACAGUGGUCCCAAACUUGUGUUUUGAAGUGACAAAGUGAGAGUGCUUUCCAAUUGAAGGAUUUAUAUAAUUUAUCUAAAAGAGUGUGGUUCUUUUCUUGGUGUUUCGCAAAUUCAUCAAAUCAGAGUGACAUAAUUUUCUGAGGAUCUGGAAUUAUUUAUGAAGGGUUGAUCAACCUGAAAGAACACCAUGUGCAGCAAUGAGAGUCCACCUCCCUCGAAGGAGCCCCUCUCAGUUGGUCUUGGAGUCGGUAACCCGAUGGCAGGUUUUUUUCCCGGUCUGGAACACUAUCGUCUACAAUUGUACCAUUACGCAAUGACCGAAAGGCUCAGGCUGGCCCAACAAAUGCACCCCCAACAUCCAGGAGUAGGCCAUCCUGGAUCUGGCGGACCCACUUCAGCCCACCUAGGAAUGACCGCCGGAUUCCCGGCACCUUUACCCUUGUAUCCAUCUGCAGCCGGUUACCCAAGCAGACUUGCUUUAUCAAUGGCCCUUCUGCAUCCUCAUCAUCAGCGAAUUCCGGAAGAACCGAAGCCACAACAUAGUUACAUUGGUCUCAUUGCGAUGGCUAUUCUUUCCUCGCCGGAUAAGAAGCUAGUCCUCUCUGAUAUCUACCAGCACAUUCUGGAACACUAUCCAUAUUUUAGAACGAGGGGACCAGGAUGGAGGAACUCCAUCAGACACAAUCUCUCCCUCAAUGACUGUUUUGUCAAAUCUGGAAGAAGUGCGAAUGGAAAAGGACACUAUUGGGCGAUCCACCCAGCGAAUCUUGAGGAUUUCCGACGUGGGGACUUUAGGAGACGCAAGGCGCAGAGGAAGGUUAGGAAACAUAUGGGACUUGCUGUUGAUGAGGAACCAGAUAGUCCUAGUCCACCUCCACUUCCUGCAACACCACCUCCGUCGGCUCCUCCUCCCUUGAGGCCUCCGAGUGCACCUAUCUCUGGGAUCUGGAGUCCUCAUCACCAUCAACCUCAGCAGCAGCAAGUGCAGCAUCACCAGGAUUUUAAACUGUUCCAGAAUCAAAAUCUGAGGCAAACGUGUCAACCCUCCAGGAAAAGACAGUUUGAUGUCGCCUCCCUCCUUGCUCCAGAUGACCAGUUAGAGUCUCUCAGGCCAAUAAAAACCAGAAGAUUCAGCUGUAGCGAAGACGAACAUGACCUGCAAGAACCGGAAGCGGAGCCUGACCACGAAGAAGAGGAUGUCGAUGUAGACGUAGAAGUUGAUGGUGGAUCAGAAGUUAAACCACUCCUCUCUCCAGUUACCCCAUCUGCUAGUCCAGAAUCUAAAAUGAGCCCACUUAAUGGCCACUGUAAUUGGAGCAACUCAUCUUUACAAUCCAAUAUUUGUCAACCAAUUUCCGGCAUUCAUCUUCAUAAUCAUCUCCAUUUCAAAAAUUAUUACGUUCCUAGCAAUUCGAGUCCGGGAUCAAGCAUUUAAAAUGCGUAUUUAAGGAAUUGAGGAUGUAGUAAUUAGCGAAGCAAUUUCGCAAUGAAAGAGACUCUAGUCUGAUGAACUUUAUACCUUGUUUCAUUGAUAUUCGUGAUCCGAUUCGAUGAGUGGGAUAGGGAAAAUUUGUGAUGAUUUAAGGGAUACAGAAAAGUUGGGAAAGUGUUGUGACGUGAAUGGAUUUAUUAAUCUGGUGUGCUGCGUUCAGAAGAAUGCUCUUCUUUACUUAGACUAUUAUGAAUUCUACGUGUUGGAUGAAGAAAUAGCAAUUGCAGCCAAAAAAUUGGAUUGAACCACAUUAAAUUUCAUCCAGCACUGAAAUCGUAACUUCGCAAUCUCUUUACCUGAAAUUAUAUGAAUUUUUCCCCAAUUCUGUAAUAAAUUUCUGUACAUAGAAAAUUGAUAAUUGUACAUAUGAUAAAUCUGGGAGAGUGUAGUAAGUAACGAUGCGGACUGAAGUGAUCUCGGUUGUUUAAAGUGUAAUAUAUUUUGGAGACUAUAAGGUUCGAGGAGAAGACAUCAUACCAAUUGUAAAACAUAAUUCACAAUCGGUGCUGUAAAAAAAAUAUGGGUGUCAAUCCUUUCAUCCCGUAUGUAUGAACGUAUGUUGUAAGUAGUUAGGUAAAUUAAAAUACAACAAUAAUUUAAAGUCUCCUGAGCCACGACGUGCGAUGGAAUUUCUAAUGACCACCAUCAUGAAUAUUAAAAUUUCUUGUCGCACGUUUCACUCAUUAGAAGAAUGUGCAUUGUGCGCGGACAACUGCAA
Messenger RNA from Belonocnema kinseyi, 2275 nucleotides. It is a transcript of the gene fd102C, whose product is annotated as fork head domain-containing protein FD4. The coding region runs from base 253 to 1500 and encodes 415 amino acids. Lineage: Eukaryota; Metazoa; Arthropoda; Insecta; Hymenoptera; Cynipidae. Gene Ontology annotation, molecular function: DNA-binding transcription factor activity, RNA polymerase II-specific; RNA polymerase II cis-regulatory region sequence-specific DNA binding. Gene Ontology annotation, biological process: regulation of transcription by RNA polymerase II; cell differentiation; anatomical structure morphogenesis. The transcript has 2 exons. The record is from RefSeq and is a predicted model, not a curated record.